AGCGCUCGUGCGGAGUAUUUUGCAAAGCAAGAACAAAAUUUUUAAAACAAAAAGUUGAAAUAUAGAAUAAAAAAAUAUUAUUUUUUAAUUCAAACAAAUGUGGUUUCGAAAGGAGUAAUUAUUGUUUUCGGUUAGUUUAGAAAGUUUUCGAGGCGCAAGUCAGCAGCAGACACACGACUCACUCUAAAAUUAAUUAAAAAACAAUAACAACAAAACAUAUUUAUAAAUCCACUAAAAAGUACGUCAAACCGUAAGCAGCGUUGUGUGACGCCGUUGGGUGAAGUGUGGAACGCAUGCAGGGGUGGCAAAAUUAAUUGCAAUUCGCCGACAAGAUUUGUGCAAUAAUUGUGGCAUUUCUCAGUGCCCACGUGUGUGUGUGUGUGCGGUGGUGUUUGUUGCAGCGUCUAAACCAAUUUGUCGCGCAAACGCCGCUAAAUUGCAAAUGCAUUGACUAAAGUGUUUUACAAAAGCAACAAAAAAAAAAUCGUAAAAUUACAACAACAUGCAUAUUAUCUAAUACAAACUUGUUCGCCUGCAUCAUUCAGUCACAGCGAGUUGGUCAAAGUCGGCGGCAGAAAUUCGCAGUCAAGCGCCGAGUGCCUCAGUGUUUGCGACUUAAUUAACCGUUAAUUGAAUUACAAACUCAAAUUAAAUAAAAACAUUUUGUUUUCGCAAUCUAGAAAUAUUACAUCAGCGCCGCAAAAUUACAUAAAAACAAUAAGACUUUGUUACUAGCGCCGUGCACGCCGUCCGUGCUGCCAUAUCUACCAGAUUUUGGUAGAAAAAAUACAAAAAAAAAACAACAAAAACAAAUAUAAAUAAAUUUCAUACUGCUAUUUGUUGUUUCGAAAAUAAUAUAUAAAAACAACAACAGCAACACAGUUGCAAGUGUUAUUAAAUUGCACGCCGACAAAAUGUUGAAAAUAUUCAAGAGCAAGAAAGACAAGUUGCCAAAAUCGGAAAUCAUCACUUGUGAACCGCAGGUGACCAAAGAGCCGCGCACGAAAUGCGGCAAACCGCUGGUGUUGGACAACACGCGAUGGGAGAGAAGAUUACACAAAGAGUUGAUGUCGCUGAUAAAGGAACCGCCACCGGGUGUUACCGUCGAUACCGAUAGUAUAGGACAAAACUUAUCAGAAUGGAAAAUAAAUAUUGCCGGUUUCGAGGGCACCCUGUAUGAGGGUGAAAACUUUCAGCUACUCUUCAAAUUCAAUAAUAAAUAUCCCUUCGAUUCGCCAGAGGUGACGUUUAUUGGCAACAAUAUACCUGUGCAUCCGCACGUCUACUCUAAUGGACAUAUCUGCCUUUCCAUAUUGACAGAAGAUUGGUCGCCAGCGCUAUCAGUACAAUCUGUCUGUCUCAGCAUAGCAUCGAUGCUUAGUAGUUGCCGUGAAAAGAAGCGUCCACCAGAUAAUACGUUAUACGUAAAAACCUGCAAUAAGAAUCCGAAAAAGACCAAAUGGUGGUAUCAUGACGAUUCGGUCUAGUGGAAGUUGAAUACCGCUACCUACCGGUACACAAAUAAGCUGUUCGCUGCACUGACAAACUCAUUGCUGGUACUUAGAAUGGAACUACAACAACAAAUUACGCAAAUAUACACUGAGAGUAAAUUGUCUGUGAAAAAAAUACGCCGACGUGUAAAACUCAAACGUAAACGCGCAUCCACAAACACACUCACACACACACAUAACUAAUCAACUGUAAAUUGCAAACAAACAAACCAAAACUAAAACAUAAAACAGCUAAAAGAAAAUUAUAUACUAAAACAGCUGUUUGUUUGGGAGGAAAGCGUUUGAGCAGAGGGCAGCCUGUGAUGUGACUUCGCGCAGGCGUAUGCGUGAAAAAAGAAAUAUCGUAUUUUAAAUUUACAUAUACA
Bactrocera tryoni is the source of this 1876-nucleotide messenger RNA. Its product is annotated as ubiquitin-conjugating enzyme E2 W. The coding region runs from base 915 to 1487 and encodes 190 amino acids. The transcript is spliced from 5 exons. The record is from RefSeq and is a predicted model, not a curated record. Lineage: Eukaryota; Metazoa; Arthropoda; Insecta; Diptera; Tephritidae.